Messenger RNA from Physella acuta, 1012 nucleotides. RefSeq lists its product as uncharacterized. The record is from RefSeq and is a predicted model, not a curated record. Lineage: Eukaryota; Metazoa; Mollusca; Gastropoda; Physidae.
CGCCAUGUUGAUGCCCUAUCGCCGGCCUUAACAACCGGUGUAUAUAAAUUAUUUUAAUAUAAAAGCGCUAGGCAGUGGAGUCUUCAGUACAGUUUUGUGUUAGACUAGUUCCAGAAUGUGUUCAGCUUAUGUUAAAAGCCUCGCACCUACCGAGCAAGAACAAUACAUUUAAAAAAUUGAACUUUUAUGCAUUGAAGAUCCGUAUCUUCUUAGUGAUAAGCGUCAACUUCAAGAACUUGUAGAUGAUAUCAGUAUUUGGCCAAAAAUUGAAAACAUGGACAUAGUGAACUAUUUAGUGUUUUCGACCAACAAAGUGACACAGGAAAAGAUGAGAAACUAUAAAAGCCUGAAGUCCUAUGUAUACUUUACGGAUGGGCUUGUGUCCCAAUCAAAAUGCAGAGAAUUUGGAAGCAAAGUCGUCGUUGUUGCCAAAGUCAAGCAUUCACAGAAGGCAGCAGAAAAGCCAGUCGAGCCAUGGCUUUUUUGUCAACAAACUGGAGUUAUUUUGGCUGCCCACUGCAGUGGACUAGUAAUUCAUCCUGAAAUGCACUACAUAGGAGCCUCUCCAGAUGGUCUGGUUACCUGUGACUGCUGUGGACAAGGUGUGCACUAAGGAGAAAAUGUUGAGUGACAUAUCCAAUAAGGAGGCCAAAAACCUUGGUCUGGGACCAAAUAAACAAUUACGUAGCACACACCGCUACUACUAUCAAAUCCAGACCCAAAUGGCAGCUACCAAGUCUUCAUAUGCUGAUUUUGUCAUAUGGACAACAAAAGAUGUUUACAUAGAAAGAAUUUUUUUUGACAGUAAUUUGUGGUCAAGCAUCUCUGUUAAGGCAGCAGAAUUUUUUCAGAAAAUUAUAUUGCCUGAACUGUUGGCAUGCUAUUAUACCAAUAAAAAGGCAUCUGGCAUUACUAAAGCUGUUGGCUUACCACUGACAAAAAGAAAUAAGCCUACUCUGAAUAAGUUAAAAUAAAAAUGAAAUAUGAAAUGUGUUUUUAUUUUUUAUUAAAU